This is a messenger RNA of Metopolophium dirhodum (rose-grain aphid), 2966 nucleotides long. Its product is annotated as geranylgeranyl transferase type-2 subunit alpha-like. Bases 1085 to 2638 code for a protein of 517 amino acids. The transcript has 2 exons. Gene Ontology annotation, cellular component: cytoplasm; Rab-protein geranylgeranyltransferase complex. Gene Ontology annotation, molecular function: protein binding; Rab geranylgeranyltransferase activity. The record is from RefSeq and is a predicted model, not a curated record. Lineage: Eukaryota; Metazoa; Arthropoda; Insecta; Hemiptera; Aphididae. Gene Ontology annotation, biological process: protein geranylgeranylation.
CGUUUAUUUGGGUAAGCCUAGAAGUUUAUUUCUAAGUUUUAAAAUCGAUAUUUCUUUGGAGUAUAUAUCUACCUAUAUAAAUAUUAAUAUAAAACAUGAUAACAUUUUCAAAAUAAUUUUUUUAACUAACAAGUAUAUUUCUUAAAUUAUUUAUUAUCCAUAUAAUUGUUCUCAUUUGUUUAAUUAGUAUCAAUUUAUUAUCUUAGUUCGUCAGGGUUUUCUGUUACACCCUGUAUAGUAUAAUAAGGAUUAUAAUAGAUGUUUUUAUUAGUUUUUCAUAAGAAAUAAUAAAUCAUAUAUAAUUCGAAAAACCAAAUAGAAAAUAUUAUAUAAUCCCAAUUAUACUAUAUAGUUUAUGGUAAAACGUAGCCCUACUAUUAACCAGGAAGAAUGUGAUCCUGGUGGCAGAAUAACAGUUCUCUUUUUGUUAGGUCUUCUUAUUCCUAAUCUUCAUGGUAUAUAGAAUAUAAAUUGAUCAAAUUACAAAUUUUAAAACUUUAUAAAAGGUCUUAACAGAUUUCUUGUGAGUGAUUCUAGCUUUAUUUUUUUUUUUUAAUUAACAAUUUAUUAUUAUCAAAAAUUCAAAAAUGUAUGUUUAAUUUGAAACUUAUAUCAUUGGAAGCAAAAUAAAAUUUAAAUUUGUUUUCAAGAAAUACAUCUAAGGGUCAUGCUUACAAUCUCCGGUUAAAGUUAACCCGACACUUAACCGGCCGAAUUCUGUUGGUAAUAAAAUCUGUUAUCAGUCUGUUAGCGUUUCCGACACUUUACCGGACAUUGUAAAAACAAACGGCCGUAAAACUGUCAAUUUUCUACUUACAACUUACAAGUGUGAUGUCAAUUUUUAAAUAAAUGUUAUAAAAAUGUUAUAUACAAUAAUAUAUUUUUUAUACCGUAUAACUUCUGACAAAAUGGCAACACUGAAAUUUAUCUUUUUCUUAUCACUGAGUAGUAUAAAUUACAAUAUCAUUAUUUUGGAUAUUAUAAGUAGUUAUUAGUAAAAUAAUUAUGUAUUGAACAAUAUUUGUUUUUUCUAAAAACUUAACAUUUAUUAGUGAAUAUUUUUUUAAGGUUAAUUUUAUAAAAUAUGCAUAACAGACUAAAAGUACGUACAACUGAAGCACAAAAAGCCGCUGCAGAUCGAGAAAAAGAAAAAAAACUUCAAUUAUAUCGAAAUACUAUCAAUGAUGUAUUUGAGCGCCGAUCUCGUAAUGAAUAUGAUGUUUUAGCAUUGAAAUCAUCUGAAGGACUAUUACGAUCUAAUCCUGAUAUUGUUACUAUAUGGAAUUAUAGAAAAGAAAUAUUACUACAUUUGAAACCAUCUGAAGAAAUAAUUAAUGAUGAACUUUAUUUAACUGAAAAAUGUUUACAAGUAAAUCCAAAAUCUUAUUCAGCAUGGUAUCACCGAAAUUGGCUACUUGAUAAUGUAGAUCCUAAUCCAGAUUGGAAUAGAGAAUUGCAACUAUGUACAAAGUAUUUGAAAAUAGAUGAACGAAAUUUUCAUUGCUGGGAUUAUCGACAAAUUGUUGCAUCUAAGUGUCAAGAACCAAAUGAAAAUGAAUUGAAAUUUACUAUGGAAAUGAUUGAGUCAAAUUUUUCAAAUUAUUCUGCAUGGCAUUAUCGAUCAAAACUUUUUAGUGCUGCAGGAAAAGAUGAAGAAUCUACCAAAAUUUCAGAAUUAUCAUUGGUGGAAAGUGCAGCAUUUACUGAUCCUUCAGACCAAAGUGCAUGGAUAUAUCAGCGAUGGCUUAUAGGAAAACUAGAACCAUCCAAAUUUAUAUACAAAGUUUCUCAAAUAAAAAAUGAAAUUUAUCUCAUACUAAACAGAAAAUUACCAAAUAAUUAUAAAAUUGUUGGAUUAGGAGAAACAAAUUGGGAACAAUGUGAUACAAAAAUUUGGUAUAAAAAACUAGACAAUGUCGACAGUACCAAAAUACAGAUUAUUGAUGAAGUAAACCAAGUAAUAGAUAAUCUUUCAAUAGAUAAUGUUCAACAAAAUAUUUUUAAUCUUAAUAUUAGUGAACAGCUUCGACUUGUUUUAAAUGGACAACUGGACAGUUUACGUCAACUGUUGGAUAUGGAGCCAGAAAGCAAAUGGGCUUUACUAACUUAUGUGUUACUUCUUUACACAUUAAAACCGAAUAAUUAUUUUAAAAAUUGUCUUAGAAACAUUAAAUUAUUAAAAGAAUUAGAUACAAAAAGGAAAAAUUAUUAUCAUGACCUCGAAAGCCGUUACCAAAUUGAACAUUGGAUUUCUAACAAUAAUAACAAUAAUAUGGAUAGUGUUAAUUUGAAAGGAUAUGGAUUAACAGCAUUUUAUCAUAUGCACAUGUUUCUAUUUAACAAAAAUAUUGAUUUGAGCGAUAAUGAUUUAUCCCACAGCAAUUUAAAUCAUUUAAAAUAUUUAAUUAUGUGUGAACAUUUAUCACUGAAGAAUUGUAAACUGGCAAACUUGGAUAAUUUUCCUGCUCUAAAUAAUCUAGAAGUUUUGGAUCUGAGAGAAAAUAAAAUUCAAGAAAUUUCAUACAAAGAGCUAACAAAAUGUAAAUCACUUAAAAAAAUUAUCCUUGAUAAAAAACAAAUAGCUCUUGAUAAAAUAUUACAAUGUAUCAAUCAGUCUACUAAUAUUGAAAUAAUGUGAUUUUUAAGUAUAAUUAGAUAAGACUUACGACUACAAAGUACAUAUAAGGCCAUUAAAAUUAUAUGCUUAUAUAUUAUUUCUAUUUUAUCUUAUUUAUGAUAUGAUCUAAUUUUUAUUAACAUAAUAAGCGUAAAUUGUGGGAUUGGGGGUUGGGCAGAUGCCUAAAAUGCCUAAAGCAUAAUGAAUAAAGUUAAUUGAGAUUUCUAGCUCCUCCCAGAUUUUUAACCAAAUUUUAUUAUGUCAAUGAAUAACAUCUUAGAAUAUAUUAGUUUAUACAAGUAUAUAAAACUUUAUAAUUUUAUAAAUAAAAUUAUUUUAUUUUUAUCAA